Molecule: messenger RNA, 982 nt
Organism: Drosophila bipectinata
Lineage: Eukaryota; Metazoa; Arthropoda; Insecta; Diptera; Drosophilidae
Gene: HmgD
Product: High mobility group protein D
Biological process (GO): regulation of transcription by RNA polymerase II
Molecular function (GO): transcription cis-regulatory region binding; DNA binding, bending
Source: RefSeq, a predicted model, not a curated record
AACAUUUAUAUUUCACUUCCAGCUCGAACUAUUUACAAAAACACAAACUAAAAUGGCCGACAAACCAAAACGCCCACUCUCCGCCUACAUGCUGUGGCUCAACAGUGCCCGUGACUCCAUCAAGAGGGAAAACCCCGGCAUUAAGGUUACCGAGGUGGCCAAGAAGGGAGGUGAAUUAUGGCGGGCAAUGAAGGACAAGUCUGAGUGGGAGGCCAAGGCUGCCAAGGCCAAGGAUGACUACGAUCGGGCCGUUAAGGAGUUCGAGGCCAAUGGUGGCAGCAGUGCUGCCAACGGCGGUGCCAAGAAGCGCGCGAAACCCGCGAAAAAGGCAUCGAAGAAGAGCAAGAAGGAUGAGUCCGAUGAGGAUGAUGAUGAUGAAAGCGAGUAGACCCAUCUCCUCCCAACCAUCAUCCCCAAGUCACCCACACACACACACAAACACACACACAUAAUACCUACAAACAAAAAAUGCAACAAAAAAAAAAAUUACAUCCAACAUCAAACAAGAAGAAACCCCAUUUGUAAACAAUCUGAAUAGAAUAUAGUGGAAGACCCAACACGAUCCAAGACGAUUGUCAAAUCAUCUCAUCUCGAAUGUUAAGAUCACCUGUUGGGGCUGCAGCUACGCGUUACAUGGGAAAUGAACAAAAAAAACCAUAAAAAACCAACCACGAAAAUAAGCAAAAUUGUAUUUAUACAUAUGAAUUUAAGUUUAUAGUAGAGUCGUUUCUUUUAUAAAUACCUACAUAUAUAUACAAAGAAAAGGACAACCAACAGGAGAAGAAUGAGAAGAAGAAGAUAAAGAAGAAGAUAAAGAAGAAGAAGAAUAAGAAGCAGAAGAGAGAAGAGGAGAAGGAAGCACGUUUGAGGUGUUUUUUUGUUCGAUUCUGAUGAGAAGAAAGAAAAUUUAUCUUGCAUAUAAAGUUGUAAAGUAAACGAUAAAAUAAUUCCAUUAAAAAAAAUAAAAAAUUAUACAAAAACA